Molecule: messenger RNA, 622 nt
Organism: Mycetomoellerius zeteki
Lineage: Eukaryota; Metazoa; Arthropoda; Insecta; Hymenoptera; Formicidae
Product: astakine
Exons: 3
Coding region: 126-467 (113 amino acids)
Source: RefSeq, a predicted model, not a curated record
GAAGAGAACGCAGCGGUAUAAAACGAUGCGUUCAUCAGUUCGCGCGAUCAUACGUCGAGCAGUGUGCGGCAAGCAGUGGACCACGAUUCAUAACGACAGAGAUUAUUAAAUCUAAUCAAACAAUUAUGUCGCCGAUGUCGAGUGUAGUCAUACUCAUCACUUCAAUUGUGACUUUUCCAAAUAUCGAUCCUGUGACUUCUUCCUCUCUGACCGUUCCAAACUGUACGACCAAUACGGACUGCGAACCCAAUUUAUGCUGCUUGCUAGGGCCUUCAAGAUAUUCAAUACCGGCUUGCAUGCCGUUCCAACAAGAAGGUGAACAAUGCCGAGUAAACGCUAAAACUAUCACGACCAAUUUGUCUUAUCCGGACAAUACGCAAAUUGAAGUUAAAGAUAUUCACUUCAUCCUGUGUGCUUGUGCGGACGGAUUGUCCUGUGAUCCAAAAGACGGCAUCUGCAAAGAUUAGAAUUUUCUGUCAAUCAAAGUGAUCGGAAACGUCAUGAUCAUCAUGAUUAUAUGGAGCCAAAUAUUUCGAGGAAAGAAACAAGUAACAUUGAGGAAGUAUUUUCAAUUGCAUGUUGACCUUAAUAGUAGACCGAAAACAUUCACGAGAAAUUAAAA